AUGAACGACUUACAAGAGAGAGCCGGGAAGUAUAUUAAGGCAGAAGAAAGCCUAAGGAAAUCCCAGAAUAACCAAGGGCCGAGCACUAAUUUUAAAAAGCGUGGGAACGACGCCGAGUAUAACGCUGAGAACAAAUAUGCCAAAAAGGAUGAUGAUGAGAAGUCUCCUACUAAAAGGAAGGUAGGACCAAGGUUCACCGAAUAUGCUAGGCUCAACGCCCCGAGGAGUCAAAUCCUACUGGAGAUCGAAAAAGAUGAGAGUGUUGGAUGGCCGAAGCCCAUAAGGACCGACCCAGAGAAGCGAAAUAAAGAUUUAUUUUGUCGAUUUCACAAAGACACGGGGCAUAAGACCGACGAUUGUCGACAGCUGAAGGACGAAAUCGAAUUCUUGAUCCGAAGAGGCAAGUUGUCCAAAUUUACCAAGGAUGGAGACAAAAAUUAUCGGGACAAUGACAAUCGUGGAAGAGACAAUGAUGAUAAGAGAACUCAGCCUCGAGGGCCUGUGAUUAACAUAAUCUCCGGAGGGCCUACGGCUGCAGGCGCUUCAAGUAACUCAAGAAAAGCUUAUGCAAGGGAAGUGAUGAGUAUAGUUGGAGAACCCCCGAAGCGGGCAAAAAUUGACUAUGCAAUAGCAUUCGAUAACGUUGACCUCGAGAAGGUAAAGUUUCCCCAUGAUGACCCAUUGGUAAUUACACCGGUGAUUGGAAACUCGUCCGUAAAGAGAGUGCUUGUUGAUAAUGGAGCGUCGGUGGAUAUCUUGUUCUAUGAUGCCUAUGAAAAGAUGGGAUAUUCUGAUACUCAACUAACACCCUCGGAUAUGCCUAUAUAUGGCUUCAACAAUGUGGAAACUAAGAUUGAAGGCAUGAUCCAACUCCCUAUGACUAUGGGUACCGAACCUAGGCAAGCCACAUGUAUGAUAAACUUCUUGGUUGUUAAAGCCUCGUCUACUUAUAAUGCCAUCCUUGGAAGGACUGGGAUACACGCUUUUAAGGCAAUCCCGUCCACUUACCACAUGAAGAUUAAAUUCCCAACCAGGAACGGAAUUGGAGAAGAAUUAGGAGAUCAAAAAAUGGCCCGAAGCUGUUAUAUUGGGGCAUUAAGAUCUGGAGGUGCCGGGGGGCAAGUACUACCCAUAGAGGACCUCGAUGUCCGAGAAGAGGAAGAAAGGAGGGGCAAGCCCGCCGAAGACUUGAUUCCGAUCUCAUUGUAUACUGAGGAACCCGAAAAGGUUACUUAUGUUGGAGCCCUACUUCAGGAAGAUUUAAAGCAGGAACUAGUAAAAUUCUUGAGGAACAACCGUGAUGUUUUUGCUUGGACAGCGGCUGACAUGCCAGGUAUUGAUCCCUUAUUUAUGACUCAUAAGUUGAAUGUAAACCCCGAGAGGAAACCUAUUAAGCAGAAGAAAAGGAACUUCGCCCCUGAAAGGCAAGAAGCCAUUAAGCAGGAGGUCGAUAAGUUGUUGGAAGCAGGUUUUAUCGAAGAGAUACAAUUUCCAGAAUGGCUGGCCAACCCUGUUAUGGUCAAGAAAGCUAACGGGAAGUGGAGGAUGUGUGUAGACUUCACUGACCUAAACGACGCUUGCCCAAAGGAUUGUUUUCCUCUUCCGAGAAUUGAUACACUGAUAGAUGCCACUGCUGGCCAUGAGAUGCUAAGUUUCAUGGAUGGCUUCAGCGGAUAUAAUCAGAUCCGGAUGGACAAGGAUGAUGUACCCAAGUGGGCAAUUGAGCUUGGAGAAUUCGAUAUCCGAUACAAGCCUCGAACGGCGAUUAAAGCUCAGGCCUUAGCUGACUUCCUAGUUGAAUGCACCAUUAGCAACCAGGAAGUCGGGGGGCAAGGAGACAAGGUGGAAGAACCUACUAAUGAAGAAAAACCUAAAGAAUAUUGGCUACUAUUUUUUGAUGGGGCUUCAAAAACAAAAGGUAGUGGUGCAGGACUUGUGCUCCUAAGCCCUGAUGGCUUUACAGUGGAAUAUGCUAUUAAGCUAGAUUUUUCGACCACCAACAACGAAGCAGAGUAUGAAGCAUUAAUAGCUGGACUUGGUCUAGCUAGAACCUUGAGGGUAAAGAAUUUGAAAGUCUGUGGUGACUCAAAGCUUGUAGUCUUCCAAGUGAAUGGUGAGUUUGAAGCCCGUGAAGAGGCUAUGAUGAAAUACCUAAGGAUUGUAAAGACCCAGAUGGCACUAUUCGAAGAAUGCUCGGUAGAAUAUGUGCCCCGGGAGGAGAACACCAAGGCUGAUGCCUUAUCACAAUUUGCAUCCUCCGAUGAUGAGUUGUACUUGCAAAGCGGCCAUCUACCGCUUAAUGUUGAUGAAGCGCGGAAGUUACAGGUGAGGGCCCUUAAGUAUGUACUCAUUGAGGGGGUCUUAUAUAGAAAAUCGUUUGUGAUCCCUUAUUUGAGAUGCUUGAGGCCGGAUGAGGCUCGAGAAGCCCUUAGAGAAGUUCAUGAAGGGGUAUGUGGCCAACACCUCGGUGGAAGAGCAUUAGCUCAUAAAGUAACUCGCCUUGGAUUCUAUUGGCCAGAUAUGCUAAAGCACGCUCAAGACUAUGUGAAAAGGUGUGAUCGUUGUCAAAGGUUUGCACCCGUUGUACGACAGCCACCUGAGAUGCUGACGUCUAUUAAUACUCCUAUCCCUUUUGCAAUGUGGGGAAUGGAUAUUCUUGGACCGUUUCCACUUGCUAGUGCGCAGAGAAAGUUUCUAUUAGUCGCGAUUGAUUAUUUCACUAAGUGGAUUGAAGCCAAGCCGUUGGCCAAGAUAACCACUAAGCAAGUAGCUCAAUUUGUGUGGGAGAACAUUAUCUGCAGGUACGGAAUACCUCGAGUCAUGGUUACAGACAAUGGGACUCAGUUCAAUAAUACUGAGUUUAGAGGAUAUUGUGAGGAUUACUCGAUUGAGUUACGCUUCACUUCAGUUGCCCAUCCUCAAGCUAAUGGACAAGCUGAGAAAUAG
Molecule: messenger RNA, 2946 nt
Organism: Daucus carota subsp. sativus
Lineage: Eukaryota; Viridiplantae; Streptophyta; Magnoliopsida; Apiales; Apiaceae
Exons: 4
Coding region: 1-2946 (981 amino acids)
Biological process (GO): DNA integration
Molecular function (GO): RNA-DNA hybrid ribonuclease activity; nucleic acid binding
Source: RefSeq, a predicted model, not a curated record